Molecule: messenger RNA, 4228 nt
Organism: Pecten maximus
Lineage: Eukaryota; Metazoa; Mollusca; Bivalvia; Pectinida; Pectinidae
Product: frizzled-7-like
Exons: 1
Coding region: 251-1981 (576 amino acids)
Biological process (GO): non-canonical Wnt signaling pathway; canonical Wnt signaling pathway
Cellular component (GO): plasma membrane
Molecular function (GO): Wnt-protein binding; Wnt receptor activity
Source: RefSeq, a predicted model, not a curated record
GAAAGGAAUUUGUUGUAGAGGCCUCGAAACGUAUUAAUUAUAUUCAAUUCUUUUGAAUAGUCUUGGCACAAAGGCAGCCAUUGCUUUAACACAGAGAUCACAGACAGCCAGGAUUAGCCGUAAGUUUGUUGUAUGUGACUGUGAUUUGUUUCGAUUACGUGCUGUGAAUCAACUCUGUUGUCAUGCUAACAUAAAGAUCGACGAAUUGAGGACAUGAAUUUUGGGAUCUAGACGUGUGUACGGAUCUAAGAUGGCGCGGGGAUCGUUUUGUUUAGUGUUCCUGACAAUUAUACUGCACCAGUGCGCCAUUCUGAAUGUGAGUAAGGCCCAAGGCCAAGGGGGAUUCUCGGGUACUGGGGCCCGUAAAAAUUCGAAAUGUGAACCGAUCGCUAUCCCUUUAUGUAAAGAUAUUAUAUACAAUGAAACUAUCAUGCCAAACUUACUGUCCCAUCAACAUCAGGACGAUGCCGGAUUAGAAGUGCACCAGUUUUUUCCCCUUGUAAAAGUCCAGUGCAGUCCCCAACUUCGUCUGUUCCUAUGUACAAUGUAUGUACCCGUGUGUACAGUCCUGGAGGAACCGAUCCCACCGUGUCAGAGUCUAUGUAACCAAGCCAGACAUGGUUGUGAAAGUCUCAUGAACAAAUUCGGAUUCCAAUGGCCAGAUACACUCGAAUGCAGCAAGUUCCCACCCAGAGGAUUGUGUGUUGGUGAAAAUAAUACCGACCCUGACAGCACCGCAGGCACAGGUAAUACAGGCCCCGGGGGUGGGGGCAUCGACCAAGGGACCCCCGGGAUCUCCGGGGGAGGGGGUACAAUCAUGUUCCCCAAUAACGCCUACUACCCUGACCAGGUGUUCAACACAUCACGCCGCCACAACUUUGAAUGUCCACUUGACUUGCGAGUAAAUCAGGGUUUUGACUACAGAUUGAAGAUUCAGAAUCAUGUGUUUCGAGACUGUGGUGCUCCGUGUCAUGAUAUGUUUUUCACGACAGCGAAAUUAGAAACUGCACGAUUGUGGAUUGGUACAUGGUCGUGUAUCUGUCUCGGAUCUACUCUGUUUACAGUUUUGACAUUUCUCAUCGACAUGACCCGGUUCCGUUACCCAGAGCGUCCAAUCAUAUUCUUGUCUGGAUGUUACUUCAUGGUGGCUUUGGCGUAUGUAAUCGGUUUCUCUCUCGACAAAGACAGUGUCGCUUGUCACAAAUUCCCCGAUCGCGAAGAGUCGUUAGUUACCCAAGGAACGAAGAAGGAAUGGUGUACAAUACUAUUUAUGAUGUUAUUUUUCUUUAGCAUGGCCAGCUCCAUCUGGUGGGUAAUAUUGACUCUUACAUGGUUUCUCGCUGCCGGCAUGAAAUGGGGUCAUGAAGCAAUAGAGGCAAACUCCCAGUACUUCCACCUGGCUGCUUGGGCUGUACCGGCUAUCAAAACCAUUGCUAUACUGGCCAUGGGUCAAGUUGACGGAGACGUUCUCAGUGGAGUAUGUUUCACAGGAAUAUUUGAUGUGGAUGCACUUCGUGGAUUCGUUUUAGCUCCGCUAGUGCUGUACUUGAUCAUUGGAACAUCGUUUUUACUUGCAGGAUUUGUUUCAUUAUUUCGUAUUAGAACAAUUAUGAAAAGUGACGGUACGAAGACCGAUAAGCUGGAGAAACUCAUGGUGAGAAUAGGAAUAUUUUCAGUUCUGUACACUGUUCCUGCGACCAUAGUGAUCGCUUGCUACUUCUACGAACAAUCAUUCCGUGACGACUGGAUGGCUUCCUGGUUCUACAGGAAGUGUAUGUUGUCGCGGACCACAUGUCUGGUUGAUCUGCCGAUGAACCACAACCCUGACUUCAAUGUGUUCAUGAUAAAGUAUUUGAUGACGGUUAUCGUGGGAAUCACGUCCGGGGUGUGGAUCUGGACAGGCAAAACUGUCAGUUCCUGGAAAGGAUUUUACGCGCGACUAUGCGGUGGUUCUAAAAAGCAGUCGGAAACGGUCGUGUAAUAAUUAUAAUGUCCACACAUAUACAUGCACAUGUGUGAUGUCCGUGUUUGGGUGUGAAACAUUAAAAUUCAGUCAUUAUUUGAAUGUGUAAUGUAAAGUGUGGUCGUUAUCCUGAUACAAACUUGUAUUAUCAAGAUGUGUCGUGCACAUGUAAAGCGCCUGCAGUGCUACGGUUGUGCUGUUGUACCCAUCUAUUGAUCUGUGGUGAGGAUUACAACUUGUCGACUUGCCCUGUAAUUAUGUCGCCGCUGAAAUGAUGGAUAUUUACCAAUUUUCAGGUUUGCAGUAUUGAUUCACGGGGCCUGUUGAUUGAAGGUUGUGUUUUACUGUAAAAACGUGCAUGUUUUUAGCGACGUAACCAUUCAUCCAUUUAAAUGCCAAAGAUGUACUCUCAAAUGUUUGAGAUGAAGAGGAAACCCCUCAUUCAUUGUCACUAGACUAAGCAUCCUGUUGUACCAUUAGAGACCACUGUAUCGCGAGUCUACCAUGGAUGAUACUGUGUAUUUUGUACGGACAUCAUUGUGGAGUACUUAAAAUAUCCAGCAAAGUAUUUAUAUUGCUUUAAUGUAUUUUUUUCAAGUAGGCAUGAUUGCUGUAGACUUCAGUGAAUUUCGUUGAAUGCUAAUUUUGUAUGUAUAUGUCCUAAAUACCUGAUCAACUUAAACUUAAUGGUGCAGAAAUGUUACAUAUCAUAUUAUCCAAACAAAUUUUCAUUUUUAUGUGGAUUAGUUUCGAUUAUGGAGUGAUUUAGUUGCAUUAAAAAAGUUAUUUUUUUCUGGUGUAUUUUAUUACAUUUCGUAUUUAAGGAAAAAUUAUUUGGAGAGAACUUAACAAGAUUUUUUUUUUAUCUACUUUGAAAAAUUUAGCAUGCUUGAAUAGCAGGUAGCUAUACAUCUAGGCUAAAAUUAUUGUCAAACAAAUUUUGUAAGGUCACUGCAGUUUACAGACUCCAAAACAAAAAAAAAUACUCCUUAACAUGAAAAAAUAUUAUGUUAACUUGCUAAUAAAAUAUUAAGAUAAGUAAGUAGGUCAUGAACUACAUUAACAGUGUGAAUUUUAAUGUGCUAGUGUAAGUCAGUACAUUGUGUUGUUAGUGUAAACCUUCAUUCUUUCAACAGUACAUUAAAUUUUUUAAAAUUCAUUUAAAACAUUGCAAACAAUAUAGCUGAAUUUUUAAACAGAUUAGAGAAGGCCAAAAUGAUAAAGUUAUGUGAUAUCAGUAUUAACACAAACUUCACUUUUUAUUCAUACGACAUAAAGUAAUAAUAGACAGCAUGUUGGAUUCUUCAGGGAAAAUAUAUUUUGUUUUUGGAGCAUAGCUUUUAUAUAUAUACCUAUAGCUAGUGACUCGACCUUUUACUCUGAAUGGGGUCAUGAAUAUGCAUAACCGUGACUGCCAAAUUAUACAUCAAAUGUCAAAUAAGCAAUAAGGUCCUGUAUGUAGUAGACCACACUAGAGCAAUGUCUAUCAUAACUCCCUUUGUAGAGAUCCAUGUAUGACGUUAGCUGGUAAGUUUAACCACGUCGCCUUACAGAACCCAACUAGGCCUCUGGACUUGUAUAAAUUAUGUAAACAAUAUCAUUUCUGGAAAGGUAUUUAUUUUGACUAGCUAAUACUUGACUCAUAUUUCACAUUGACAGAGGACUGUAUGUAGCACCAGCUGGCUAGAGAUUUUUUUUUUUUUUUGGAGGGGGUGGGGGGCAGUUUUUAUAUAUCAUUAGGUUUAAGUUGACUGAAACAUUAUUUAACAAACAAAUAAAUAUAUAUCAUUAUCUUACCACUUCAGGCAAGCUUUUGUUAAAUUACAAACAGAUGGACAACCAAUAUGAGCAAUAUACAAUUCAACCGUAUAAAUUCUGACUAAUCUGGCUUUGUUAUGUCGAGCCGUAAAUUUAUGCUAGUUAUUAAUUUGAAAUUGUAGAGUAUUCAUUUGAUAGUCGGGCCAGUAUUAAUAAAAUUUGUUUGCCUAAACUUGAUUCUGUAGUUAUUAAUUUUCAUAACAUUGUUAUUUGUGAUAUUUGAUUGUUUGGUUUAUAAAGAAUGUCUAUUGCAAUAUGUUUGAUGACUAAAUAUCUGGAUUUUAGAAUUUUAGUAAAAUCCAUAACUCAAAAUUUCAUAAAAUCGUUAGAAAAGUUUUUUUAGACAAGCAAUAUUUUAUUUGACAACCCGGGACCCCUCCUCUUUAAAAAAAAAGAAAGAAAUUGUGGGGGCAUUUAAUGCUUUACAUACAAUUCAUGAAUUAUAUA